AUGAACUUGAAGCGACUGCUGUGGGAGUCCAAGCUGGCGGUCGCGCUCUGUCUGCUCAUCAUGGCGCGAUGCGUGGACCGCGUGCUCUACACACGGAUCACGUACGACUAUACGGACUUCCUCUGGUACUUCACAAACGUGAUCCUCCCCAUCUCUUUCUUGAUCUCAUCAGCUCCUGUAGUAGCCUACAAACUCUAUUUUACAGACGACAUUACGCAAGAAAUGCGUGAUUUCCCGCACUACAAGUACAUGCUGAUGGCGCUGUUUGACACGCUGUAUAACCUGCUUGGCGCGUUCCCCACACCUCAUAUCGGAGGGAACAUGGCCAACGUGCUGAACCAGUUGAAUUUGCCGUUCAAUAUGCUGCUAUCGUACAUGUUCUUGCAGACGCGCUUCAAGCGCGGCCAUAUUCUGGGCUCCAUCCUGGUGCUGUACGGUGGGAUGGUGAACUUGAUUCCUACUCUUACGGGCCAGGACAACGCCAACACACCGGACCCAAGUGCGGGGUGGAUCACUUUGUACAUCGUGUCACUGGUGCCGGCGGCGGCUUCAAACGUCUAUAAGGAGAUUGGACUGAAAGACGUGGAUCUGGACAUAUGGUAUGCCAACAUCUGGAUCAGCUUUUAUCAGCUUCUCAUCGGUGCAGCUACAAUUUGGACAGUGCGGAUCAAGGCAUUCAGCGAUCCGCCAGUGCCCUGGACAGACUUCCCAUCCUAUGUUGUGAAGGCGCACGAGUGUUUCAUCGGCAACGAAGUUGAGCUGAACGGCAAGGUGUUAGCGUGUGACGCAGGUGUGAUGGAGGUCUUUUUGGUCUUCAUCAUUUUCAACACAGUCUACAAUCAGCUCAUGCUGUAUAUCUUCAAGGAAGGCAGUAGCGUGCUCUUCGUGGUGUCGUCCGCUGUAGGACUCCCCCUCACCGACUUGCUGUACAUGAUUCCGUUUCUCACGGGCAAGUUUGCUGGCCAGUCAUUCACUAUCUACGAUGGAUUCUCGCUUGUCGUACUUGUAAUGGGACUGCUGGUUUACCAUUCCGAGAAAGAAGAGCGCAAGCGCGGUUCGCAGUCGGUGGAAAAGUCCCCCAUGUACGCGUCGCCGUCGUUGCAAAAGACGCAUCUCAUGCGGAAGCGCCGUGGAAAAGUGGUGUACCGUCAGAGCCCAAUGAUUCGGCGCACUGGAAGUGGCAGCGAAAUCCGACUUUUGGGUCGCAAUGCAGCUGGAAAGAACACCUAUGGCACGAACAACAGUGCCGCAUAA
Molecule: messenger RNA, 1254 nt
Organism: Peronospora matthiolae
Lineage: Eukaryota; Oomycota; Peronosporomycetes; Peronosporales; Peronosporaceae
Source: the annotation of a GenBank genome assembly